Lycium ferocissimum is the source of this 1998-nucleotide messenger RNA. Its product is annotated as DDT domain-containing protein DDR4. Gene Ontology annotation, biological process: regulation of DNA-templated transcription. The coding region runs from base 333 to 1688 and encodes 451 amino acids. Lineage: Eukaryota; Viridiplantae; Streptophyta; Magnoliopsida; Solanales; Solanaceae. Gene Ontology annotation, cellular component: RSF complex. The record is from RefSeq and is a predicted model, not a curated record. The transcript is spliced from 11 exons.
CCAUUUGGUUAUUUUCUCUUUCUUUUGAAAAAUAAAUACGUAAUUUUUUUGAUACAAAAAACUCAAAUUUUGGAAGGUGCAGUAAGGUAACUCGGUUCGACACCUGAACCCGAAACGGUGUCCCAAAAUCGAUCUGACCCGACCCGUCUAUGACGCGUGUAUAUAUUUUUUAGGGGGGUCCCUAAUAAUUUACCCUAAGGUAAAUCAAUUAGGCGGGAAAGUUAAAAGCCCUUGAAAACACCUUCUCUCACACAAGAAUCACAUUUUUCUCUCAAAAUCUUAUAUUUAACGGCGACCAUCGGUGUCCGUUAAAAAAGCAUUACGUCAUCAACAUGGAAAUAGUAGACACAGAGACGGAGAUGACGUCAGAAAUGGAACUCUCACGUCAUAAGCUCCGUCAACGUUGGGAGUUAGCCUCCGUUCUCAACUUUCUCACCGUUUUUGAGCCGGUGCUUGAAUUCAAAGUGAAAUUUUCAGCCGAGGAGAUAGAAGCAGCCCUCAUUGAGCCAAAUAAUAAUCUUGCUCAGCUGCAUAUAAUGCUUCUGAAGGGGAUACCUCCUGUGAGUAAACUACUGAAGGAUUCUAAUGGAUGGGUGAUAGCACUAAGCAAGAAACUUGAAAUGUGGUGGCCAUGGGUUGCUGAAGGGAAUUUCCCUUUGACUGCCAAAAAGGGAGAGGAGAUAUCUACAUACAAGGCACUUGACCCGACAACUCGCCUGCUUAUCCUUAAAGCACUUUGUGAAAUUCGAGCUGAUCAAUUUGACACCAUAUCUUACAUCAACGAUGAAACUAAAAAUAGAACCGAUUCUUCUGCUUUCCGUAAAGAGAAGCUCGGGGGCAAUGGAAAUGAAGUUUCAUUCUGGUAUGACGGGAAUGAAACUAUUGGUCAUAGAUUAUACAAGGAAGUUUAUCAAGUUGAGUCCAUGUCAAAAGUAAAGGACAAGAAAAGGAUAUCAGCAGUUGCUUCUCAGUGGGAGACACUUGCUACUACUUUUGAAGAAUUUCAGAAUUUUGUGGACCAGUUCUCAUCAAGUCAAGUUAAAUGGGAAGCUGAUGUGGGCAAAGCUGUUGAAGCUCAUGCUAUUCCAGCUCUUCAGAAAAUUCAGAGGAAGAAAGAUAUGGCUCUGAAGCGACAACAAAGAGAGCAGCAAAGAGAACAAAGAUUUGUAGAAGGCUUAAAAAACCUUGCAGCUCCUCGUUCUUGCCGGAUUCGUAGGCCAGUCAACUACAGAAGCGAUGAUUUUGACAGAGCAAUCAAAGAGGCCAUAGAAGCAACAAAGAAGGCAAAUGAAGACCCAACAAAUGAAACUAGACCCAAUGAGCAUGGCCCCAUGAAUGAAACCAAUUCGCUGGACUCCUCUCCAGCAUCUAACUCAAUAAGCAGUGACACCACAGACAGUGGAACUGAGAGUGAUAGGCUUCAAGGAAGCAAUGAUGACGUCGAUGAUACCGCUGAUGAGGUUAAUGAAGCUGAUCCUGAUGAAGAUGGAGCUGACUCAAUGGAGGAAAACAGUCGGUUGGACCAUAGGCCAAGCAAUUGUCGCCAGAGUAAGAGAAUAGCUGGAGUAACUGGCUAUGCUGUUCCAGAAAGCCCUUACAUAGGUGCAAAAAAUAGGUUGAGGCAAAGACCUAUCGUCAAUACGGCUGCUGAGUCUGUUGUCAUUCCUGAUUCAGAAGAUGAAAACUGAUCAAGAUUUACUUGCAACAGGAGGGCGUGCCAUGAGAACUUAUCUUUAUUUUGGUGCUGUUUUGUUUAUUAUCCAUCCAAGCCAAGUGAAUAUGGGUUAGGAAAAGCAAAGCAGUUGUUACCACCUUAGUCAUACUUUUGUCCUAUAGUAAUAGCUAGCAGCAUGGCUUCAGAAAAUUGUCUGUAAACUUUUUUUUUUGGUCAAAGUUGUCUGUAAACUUUUAGAAAGCUGUAAGUUUAGUUAAUGCUUCAUUAAUUUUCUGUAAAGCCACUUAAGUUAAAGGUGCUCUUACGCAUUGUUGUUUGCUAUA